Messenger RNA from Melitaea cinxia (Glanville fritillary), 799 nucleotides. It is a transcript of the gene Mthfs, whose product is annotated as 5-formyltetrahydrofolate cyclo-ligase. Gene Ontology annotation, cellular component: mitochondrion. The transcript has 5 exons. Gene Ontology annotation, biological process: folic acid-containing compound biosynthetic process; tetrahydrofolate interconversion. The coding region runs from base 62 to 703 and encodes 213 amino acids. The record is from RefSeq and is a predicted model, not a curated record. Lineage: Eukaryota; Metazoa; Arthropoda; Insecta; Lepidoptera; Nymphalidae. Gene Ontology annotation, molecular function: 5-formyltetrahydrofolate cyclo-ligase activity.
AACUUUCAACCGAAAGUGAUAACACCAUAUCGUUUUGUAAACAUUUAAAGUGUGUACUUGAAUGUGGUUGAGAAGUCUUGUUUCUUUUUACUGUACGUCCGUAAAAUCGGUCAAGAUGAGUAAAAUUCCGGAUCCGAAAAAGAUGUUAAUAAGAGAGCAAGUGGCCGCUAGCAUCGCAGCUCUUACGGCGGAGGAGAAGAAGAGGCAAUCUGAUAUCGUUUAUAAUAAAAUCACAAAUCACCCAUACUACAAAUCAGCGAACAGAAUAGCUAUAUUUAUGAGCACAGACCAGGAAAUCAACACAAUGCCCAUCAUUUCCCACAUCAAGGCUAAGGGAGGUAAAGCAUUUGUACCACAGUACGCUGGAGGGCAAAUGAGAAUGCUGGAACUCGAAGCCGGAGAUGAAGAUAAUAUGCCGUUAACUAGGCACGGGAUAGCGCAGCAUUCGAAAGAUAUACAGAGGGAGGAUGCUUUGAGUCAAGGCUUAGAUUUAAUAAUCGCCCCAGGAGUGGCGUUCACGAAGAAUGGCGGUCGAUUGGGACACGGUGGCGGGUAUUAUGACAAAUACAUCGCCAACCUUCGAGCGAACCCGGCUACUGCUCCUAAGGUACUAGCAGUUGGUUUUAAAUGUCAAGUGUUAGAUGAAGUUCCAAUGAACGAGUCAGACCAAAUAAUUGAUGGAGUUAUAUGCGCGGAAGAUUAACAUGACAUUUUCUAAUAAAUUUGUAAAACAUCAUAUUUCUGUAUACUUAUUUUUGUUACACAUUUUAUGAUAAAUAAAUAAACGCUUCGCUCUCAA